Molecule: messenger RNA, 945 nt
Organism: Spodoptera exigua (beet armyworm)
Lineage: Eukaryota; Metazoa; Arthropoda; Insecta; Lepidoptera; Noctuidae
Source: the annotation of a GenBank genome assembly
GAAAAAAAUAAAAAAAGCGUAUCCUCCACUUGUUAUUGUCUUUUGGUAAGCUAGCGACAAAAAGUGAGAGCCGACUAGCCGAGGUUACCGCGCCGCGCAAGUUAUAGCUAGCUAACUUUUACUAGUCCGCGUCCAGUCAAGUGGUUCAGUUGAGUCUGCGACUCGAUAGUGUUCGGACGUAUUAAUAAUGGCAAGCGGAAGGAUUGUUGUGUACGGUGGGCGAGGCGCCCUAGGGGCCGCGUGCGUUAAUCACUUCAAAUCAGCGAACUGGUGGGUUGCCAACAUCGACUUAAAUCCUAAUGACAAAGCCGAUUUCAACAUCACUGUGCCCAAAGACGCUUCGUGGGUACAACAGGAGGAACACGUCGUUAACGAACUGGCCAGCGCCCUGCAAGGUCAGAAAGUGAAUGCUGUGAUCUGUGUCGCGGGUGGCUGGGCCGGCGGAAACGCUGCCAAGGAUCUCAGCAAGCAAGCGGAUCUAAUGUGGCGCCAGUCUGUGUGGAGCUCCUCCAUUGCAGCCACUGUGGCUGCCAAGUACCUGUCUGCAGGAGGACUGUUGGCCCUGACUGGUGCUAAAGCUGCUUUGGAAGGUACACCUGGUAUGAUUGGCUAUGGAAUGGCCAAAGCUGCAGUACAUCAACUCACAAAAUCCCUGGGUGCCAAAGACUCUGGUUUGCCGGAGAACUCAUUGGCUGUUGCCAUACUUCCUGUGACUCUGGACACUGAGAUGAAUCGGAAAUGGAUGCCUAAGGCUGACUUUGGCACAUGGACCCCACUAACAUAUGUGGCUGAGCUAUUUGACAAAUGGAUCAAGGGUAAUGAGCGUCCACCAAGUGGCAGCCUGGUGGCAUUGGUCACCAAGGACAAUGUCACUGAGCUGAUUGUCCAGUAAACUUGCCAACUUAGAUAUAAGUAAAUGUGUCUCAAGUGUAGAUCUAAGCAAAC